Daldinia caldariorum is the source of this 649-nucleotide messenger RNA. RefSeq lists its product as uncharacterized. The transcript has 2 exons. The record is from RefSeq and is a predicted model, not a curated record. Bases 170 to 583 code for a protein of 137 amino acids. NCBI's taxonomy places the organism in Eukaryota, Fungi, Ascomycota, Sordariomycetes, Xylariales, Hypoxylaceae.
AACCUACCAAUACCUGCACGUUCCUCAUCUAAGGUACCUCUUAUACACAUUUUACUUGAACACCUUCAACACUACAAGAUAGUUUCGAUCAUCGAACUCUUUUUACAUGGGACCGUAUUAUAAACCGAUUCACACCACAUAGACGAACCUGGACAAAACACAAUCCAUCAUGGCAGCAGCAAACUACCAGACGGACACGCCCCAAUUCACCAACACCUUCUCCAGCAGCGAGCAACCCGCAAUCAGGGAACGCGCAGGAUCGCGAGACUACACACUCACCGACGAAUGGGACGCAGCCAAGACGCCCCCCUCGCGGUUCCAGAAGCGCAAGGGCAGCAUCUACGCGACGCCCUCGUCGCGCGACGGGCACGUGGAGCGCAACCGCGACGCCGUCGAGGAGUUCCAUCGGGCCCACUCGAAGCGCUGGUCCGUAAGCAGUUCGGGCUCGAGCCGGCGCGCCAGCUUGCCCGGCAACAGCAGCAACAGUAACAGCAACAGCAACGGUAACAGUAAUAACCAUACUACUGCUACUACUGGUACUUCGAAUAAUGGUUCCGACCAGCGGCGCAAGGCUAGCCAAUAGGUCUAGGCGACGCCGGUUUUUCCGUGGGGCCGGGACGGGCUGGCUGUGCGGGCACCGCCGCUGCUA